Messenger RNA from Eremomyces bilateralis CBS 781.70, 631 nucleotides. RefSeq names its product secretory phospholipase A2. The transcript is spliced from 2 exons. NCBI's taxonomy places the organism in Eukaryota, Fungi, Ascomycota, Dothideomycetes, Eremomycetales, Eremomycetaceae. Gene Ontology annotation, molecular function: A2-type glycerophospholipase activity. The coding region runs from base 1 to 444 and encodes 147 amino acids. Gene Ontology annotation, biological process: phospholipid metabolic process; arachidonate secretion. The record is from RefSeq and is a predicted model, not a curated record.
AUGAUGUUCUUCGUCUCCCUCAUUACCCUCAUCUUGGCCGUAUCAGCCAUCUCUAUCCUUGAACCCCGCCAAUCGUGCUCAAAAGCCCUGGCCGACGAAUACAUCUUCACCCUCACCCUCUCCGCCUUCCUCCUCGUCCGCGCCUCCCAAACCCCCUCCUGCUUCGACUGGACCUCCAACAACUGCACCGUGGCCCCCGACAACCCGUUCGGCUACCCGUUCAAGCACGCCUGCCAGCGCCAUGACUUCGGAUACCGCAACUACAAGAAGCUCGACGUCUUCACGGAGCCGAAUCGGCUGAGGCUCGAUGACAAGUUCAAGGAGGAUUUGUAUGAUAUUUGUGGGGACGACGCGGGUUGUACGGGGUUGGCGGACGUCUACUACGGGGCGGUUAGGGUGUGUGGGGAUGGGAAUUGCUUUGAUAUAGAAGAUGAAGCGGUAUAAUGAGGCUGCUGCGAUUUCAUUAUCAACCAGAGGAUUCAUUUUGAAAGAUGACGAGCACUACUGUAUUAACCAGUCUGCUGAAUCUUUUGACUCCGAUGUUUGGCAGAUCCCCAAAUACUAGGAAGCACGGUCAGUAAUCGAAAAGGGGGAGGGGCACGAGAGGCCUAUCCACGCACUUAAAGUUGCC